CUCGCGCGCACACACAAACAAACAUGGCGGCGAGGCGGACGGGUACGAUGCUCGUUGCGGGUCGCUGCGCGGUGUUUGUGCUGGUGUUGCUGGUUCCCUGCUCGCUUUGCUCCACGCUCCGGCUUCACCCGGACCCCCGGCUCAUGCUGCCGCAGGACAGAGGCUUUUCCCUGCUCGGAGUGUCUGAGGAUGUCCCGGAGAGCCGCGCGGAGCGGCAGCAGCAGCAGCAGCAGCGAGCCCGCAGGAGCAGCGCGGACUCCGCCGGCCCGAGGGUUUACGGACGGGCCAACCUGAAUGACUCUCAUAACCAGAUGGUUGUGCACUGGGCUGGAGAGAAGAGUAACGUCAUCGUAGCUUUGGCAAGAGACAGCGUUGGAGCCACCGACCCGAAGAGCAGCUCGGUUUAUGUGUCGUAUGACUAUGGAACCACUUUCAUCCAUAUAUCAGAUAAGUUUGACCUGUCUGGCGGGAAGGACAACAGCAAGCAGGUGAUCUCGCAGUUCUACCACAGCCCUGCUGAUAACAGACGCUACCUUUUUGCGGACACCAAAAACAGUUACCUUUGGAACACCUUUGAUUUCUGCAAGAGCGUCCAGGGAUUCUCCAUCCCCUUCAAACCCACAGACCUGCUCCUGCACAGCAAGAGACCAAACCUGGUCCUGGGUUAUGACAGUUCCCACCCGAAUAAGCAGCUGUGGAAGUCAGAUGACUUUGGAGAAACAUGGGUGCUGAUUCAAGAACAUGUCAAGUCCUACUUCUGGGGAGUCGAGCCAUAUGACAGCUCAACCACAGUGCUGGUCCAGAGGCACGAACCCCAGGGUGUUUCCAGGAUUCUCAGCAGCACCGACUUCUUCCAGAGUGAGGAAAACCGACACAUCAUUCUGGAAAGGGUGGACAGCUUUCAGCUCCGAGACAAGUACAUGUUUGCUACGACAACCAGGACGCUGCUUGGGAGUCAUGAGCCACAGCCGGUCCAGCUAUGGGUCUCCUACAACCGCCAGCCCAUGAAAGCGGCUCAGUUUAACACUCGCCACCCUAUCACUGAGUAUUACAUCGCAGACGCCUCGGAGGAUCAGGUGUUUGUGUGUGUGAAUCACAACAACAACGUCACCCACCUGUACAUCUCAGACACGCAGGGACUCGCCUUUUCUCUCUCUCUGGAGAAUGUGCUGUAUUACAGCCCCGAGGGUUCAGGAAGCAACACGCUCAUCAGGUACUUUGCCAACGAGCCGUUUGCAGACUUGCACCGUGUGGAGGGCCUGCGUGGCGUGUUCGUAGCCACGCUCAUCAACGGCUCGCUCAGCGAAGACAACAUGCGCUCGGUGAUCACCUUCGACAAGGGAGGCACCUGGGAGUUGCUGCAGCCGCCAAGUUCCGACAGCCUCGGGGGCUCUAUUGAUUGCCAGAUUUCGAAAGGCUGCUCCCUGCACUUGGCUCAGCGCUGGAGUCAGUUGCUGAAUAUUCAGCUUCGCAGGAUGCCCAUUCUGAGCAAAGAGUCUGCACCUGGCCUCAUCAUGGCGACAGGAUCUGUGGGAAGGAACCUGGCCAAUAAGCCCAACGUUUACGUCUCGAGCAGCGCCGGAGCAAGGUGGAGAGAGGCUCUGGCUGGUCCUCACUUCUACACCUGGGGGGACCAUGGAGGCAUCCUGAUGGCGAUUUCCCAGGGCGGCGCCACCAAAACGCUCAAGUUCAGCACUAAUGAGGGCGAGACAUGGAACGAGUUCCAGUUCUCCCAGCAGGAGGUCUACGUGUACCAGCUGCUGACCGAGCCGGGCGAAAAGAGCACCAUCUUCACUAUCUUUGGCUCCUACGCUGAUCAGACACACAGCUGGCUCAUUCUUCAGGUCAACGUCAGCGAUGUGCUCGGUGUGCCAUGCUCUGAGGGUGACUAUAAACCCUGGUCUCCAUCUGAUGAGCGAGGAAACGGUUGCGUUCUGGGCCGCGAGUUGCUCUUCAAGCGUCGCUCGCCACACGCAACCUGCUUCAACGGCGAAGACUUUGAUCGACCGGUCAGCCUGUCCAACUGCUCCUGCACGCGUCAGGACUACGAAUGUGAUUAUGGCUUCAAGCUGAGUGAGGACUUUUCUCUUCAAGUGUGUGUUCCUGAUCCGGAGUUUUCCGGCAACUUGUACGCCCCUCCUAUGCCCUGUCCGGUGGGCACGACGUACCGCCGCAGCAAAGGGUACAGAAAAGUGCCUGGUGAUAGCUGUACUGGUGGAGAUGUCGAGGCCCGGCUAGAUGGAGAGAUGCUCCCAUGUCCAGUCGGAGAGAGUAAUGAAUUCAUCCUGUACGCCGUGAGGAACUCGAUCCACCGCUAUGACCUGGCUACGGGUGUGGACCAGCCCCUGCCUCUCUCAGGCCUCCGUGAGGCGGUGGCUCUGGACUUUGACUACGAGAGGAACUGCCUCUACUGGGCCGACAUUUCACUCGACACCAUACAGAGGCUGUGUUUGAAUGGCAGUUCGGGCCAGGAGGUGAUUGUUAGGAAAGGCCUGGAGAACGUCGAGGCUCUGACCUUUGACCCCGUCAGCCGACUUCUCUACUGGGUCGAUGCUGGCUCUCAGAAGAUAGAGGUCUCAAAUCCUGAUGGGGAUCUGAGAUGCACCCUGGUCAACUCUUCCGUUUUGGAGCAUCCUCGAGCCCUGGCCCUUAUGCCUGGAGAGAGCCUGAUGUUCUGGACGGACUGGGGGGACAGAGCAGGCGGCGUAUACCGCAGCUGGAUGGACGGCUCUAACGUGUCCCGCAUCGUGUCAGACGGAGUGCGCUGGCCCAACGGCAUCACAACUGACGAGCACUGGCUGUACUGGACCGAAGCGUACGGAGACCGCAUUGAGAGAUCGGACUUCACCGGGGGACAGCGCACGGUGCUCAUGGAGGGGCUGCCACAUCCUUACGCUAUAGCGGUAUUUAAGAAUGACCUCUACUGGGAUGACUGGUCAAGAAUGGGCAUCUUCAAGGCACCUAAAUCAGGCUCACUGAAGAGCGAGCUCCUCGUUGGAAGGCUGACCGGUGUCAUGGACCUUAAAAUCUUCUAUAAGGGCAAAGCCAGAGGUCAUAAUGCAUGUGCAGAUCAGCCAUGCACACUGCUGUGUUUGCCCCGGCCAGGCCACAGGCAUAGCUGUGUGUGUCCAGAUGGAGUAGCCACCACCAGACUGCCCUCAGGAGAGCUCCAGUGUCAGUGUCCCAGCGGGUACCAGCUCCGGAACAGCACAUGUGUGAAGACGGAACACACUUGUCUGCCGAACCAGUACCGAUGCUCGAACGGCAAGUGUAUCAGCAGCAUCUGGAAGUGCGACAGCGACAAUGACUGUGGUGAUAUGAGCGAUGAGCAGGAAUGCCCCACCACCUCUUGUGAUCCAUCCGUGCAGUUCCGCUGUGUAGCUUCAGGCUCAUGCAUCCCUUUGGCUUUCAAGUGUGAUCAUGAGGAUGAUUGUGGUGACAACAGUGAUGAGGAGCACUGCGACUCUCAUCAGUGUGGGCCGGCGGAGUUCACCUGUGCGAGAGGAGUGUGUAUCCGAGACACCUGGCGCUGUGAUGGUGAUAAUGACUGCCGUGACUGGUCUGACGAGGCCAAUUGCACUGUGGGCCACCACACGUGUGAGAGCAGCAGUUUCCAGUGUCACACAGGACACUGCAUUCCUCAGCGCUGGGUGUGUGACGGUGAUGAUGACUGUCAGGACGGCUCUGACGAGGAACCCACUCACUGUGAGGGAGAUCGCUGUAACGGCUUCCUGUGUUCCAACGGUACGUGCUUACCCGCCAGCUCCCACUGUAACGGCGUGGUGGAGUGCCCAGGGGGCGCCGACGAGCAGCACUGCGAUCCGUUGUGCACGCGCUACAUGGAGUUUGUGUGCAGGAACAGAGCUCAGUGUCUCUUCCAGUCGCUGGUGUGUGACGGCACGAAGCACUGCUCCGACGGCUCGGACGAGGACGCAGCGUAUGCCGGCUGCUCCACAAAUCCUGAAUUUGAGAAGAAAUGUGACGCGUACAGUUUCCAGUGCUCCAAUGGCAUGUGUGUGAGUCUGGACUGGAAGUGUGACGGAAUGGACGACUGUGGUGAUUACUCGGACGAGGCAAACUGUGCAGGUUCUCCCACCGAAGAGCCGGGAUGCUCACGCUACUUCCAGUACGAGUGUAAGAACGGCCGCUGCGUGCCCACGUGGUGGAAGUGCGAUGGUGAGAAUGACUGCGGAGACUGGUCUGAUGAGGCGCAAUGCACAGAUGGACUCUCUCCCCACACUCCCGCCCCGGGCCCUGCCACGUGCGCCCCGAACUAUUUCCGCUGCAGCUCUGGAGCGUGUAUCGUGAAUAACUGGGUGUGUGACGGUUAUGCUGAUUGCCCUGAUGGCAGUGAUGAAGUGGGCUGCCCCACAGCCUCCAACAGCUCGGUGACUCAGAUGCCCGUACCGACUCGUGCCCAUGACCCUACUAGCCGUUGUUCCAAAGGGCAGUUCCUGUGUCGUAAGCCGCCCACAUGCAUCCCGGAAUGGCAGCGUUGUGACGGUAACCGCAAUUGCCAAGACGACUCGGAUGAGACUGGCUGUCCUACACGUGAGCCUCUGGUGUGUAUGAACGGGACACUGUGUGCUGACCGGGAAGCAUGUGUACUGGAGAGUGAAAGGUGUGAUGGCUUCUUAGACUGCUCAGACCACAGUGAUGAGGACAACUGUACCGCCGACCAGCUGGUGUAUAAAGUCCAGAACCUGCAGUGGCACGCAGACUUCUCCGGCACGGUCACACUCACCUGGUCCCGGCCCAAAAACAUGCCGCAGUCCUCUUGCUCCUUCCUCAUCUACUACAGGCUGGUAGGGACUCAACAGUGGACCACCAUGGACACACACAGCAACAAGAGCAGCUAUACUCUGAGUGUGCUGAGGCCAGACACCACCUACCAGGUGAAAGUGGUGACGCAGUGCCUCAGCAAGCAGCACAAGACCAACGAGGUGCUCACACUGCGGACGCCCGAGGGACUGCCUGAUCCUCCUCAGGCUUUGCAGCUAAGCUACGAUAGUGCAGAGGACGGCACAGUGCUGUGCUCCUGGAGUCCUCCAGCUAACGCCCAUGGCUUCAUCAGAGAGUACAUUGUGGAGUACAGCGAGAAGGGCAGUUCAGAGUGGUUUUCCCAGAGAAGUACUACGACCAGUACGGAGGUUAAGAGCUUGCAGCCCAGUGCCCUCUACAGGUUCAGGGUUGCUGCAGUCACCAGCAGAGGGGUGGGUAACUGGACAGAGAUCAAAUCCAUCAUCCCUCAGAAAGCUUUGGCUCCCCCGGUUACAAAGAUCACAAGCAUCACGGAAGACACACUGAAACUCGCCAUCAGCUCUGACUACAAGGCUAAACACUAUGUGGUGGUGCUUUCUUGGGUUUUCGACAAGCACGUAAAAGAAAACAGGAACUACACGGUCUCGGCUACUCUUACAGCCACUAAUCUGACAGCAGGGACGGUGUAUGAAGUGGCAGUGUGGGCACAUACCGCUGAUGGAGACAGUCCCACAGCCCUGACACGCCUACAGACAGUAGGAACACAGCCAGAACAACCAGUGCUCAAAUCCCGGGCACUCAAUCAAACCGCAGUGGACUGCAGCUGGACUGGACCUCAGGCACAGAUGUAUGGUGUGUUCUAUGCCACCUCCUUCCUGGACCUAUACCGCCGGCCCCGCAGUGUGAACAGCACAAGCACCAGUAUAACCGUCACCGUGGACAGCGAUGAGCAGUAUCUCUUCCUUGUGCGGGUGAUCUCACCGUAUCUGGGCCCUCCGUCAGAAUCAACUGUAGUGAAGAUGAUCCCGAAUGAAAGGCUUCCUCCACGCAACCUGCAUAAAGUCCACGUGGAUAAAACACAGGCCACACUGAAAUGGCAGCCACCAUAUGACUCCCCCAGCUCUCCUCUGACGUAUGUAGUACAUUUGAGGGACACGGUGCGGAAGAUGGAGCGUGAUUAUAAAGUCACCACGCAGAACAACACAGUGGAGUACAGCCUUAAGGGACUGGAGCCUGGCGGUCGCUAUAGUAUCACCGUCCGUCUCCGCAACAUGACCAAGGAGGCCGGCUACACUCUUAACACAGUUCCUCUACCUGCACCCGAUGCGCUGAAGAUCCUCACCGAGCAAGACCACGUGUUCCUGUUUUGGAAAAGCCUGGCAGUCAAGGAGCGGGGUUUCAACGAGAGUCGUGGCUACGAGGUGUGUGUGUAUGACAGUGUGAGUAACGCUACCACAUCGCUGGGAAACACCACCGAGACCUUCUUCAGGAUCAGUAACCUGCUAGUGGGACACAACUACACAUUCUCAGUGCGCGCUCGCUGCUUGGUGAACGGCCAGCUCUGUGGUGAAGCUGCGGUGUUGCUGUAUGACGAGCUGGGGAGUGCAGGAGCAGGUCCCAGUGACCCAGCUGCACACUCAGGCCGUUCAGGUGACACAGCAGCCGUGGUGGUGCCGGUGCUCUUCGUGCUGCUGCUGUGUGUAUGUGGAGGUCUCGUGGCUCUGUACGUGCGUCACCGCCGCCUUCAACACAGCUUCACCGCAUUCGCCAACAGCCACUACAACUCGCGCCUUGGCUCGGCCAUCUUCUCUUCAGGAGAUGAACUUGGCGACGAUGACGAGGAUGACCCCAUGAUUGGCGGCUUUGCAGACGACGUUCCCAUGGUGAUCGCAUAGUCACGUAGUCGAGCCACUAUGCCCAUUCCCUGUGACUCGCUCUCCCCUCGCCUUCUGUUCGUCUCCCGUCGUUUUUCAAGUGUAUCCCUGCAGUAUACCUCCACCCCAAUCGGCUGACUCCACCCCCAUCUGGGAUUUCAGGAUUCAUGGAAAGAAAGAAAGGAGAAAUCAAAACAAAAGAGAUAUUUUUAAAAAAAAAAGUCUAUGAUGCACUUUUUCGGAUGCGCAAUAGCUUAUUUUUUUAUAUAUAAUAUAUCAUCAUUGCGGGUGAUGGACUUUGCAGCCAGAAGAAAACGCAAACGAGCAGAAGCAAGCUGUGAAGAGGUUCGUCAUCUGGGCUCAGUGGACCCUACAGUCGCACCAAAUCUCACACACACUGGAGCGUUGCAUUCGCUUAAAAAGCCUAAAUAAGCACCUAUCAACUAUCCACACGAAGAUUUAAAACAAAAAACAGCAACACAGUCAAACAUAUAAAUGUACAAAUGAAAAAAAUGGACCUAUGAAUGGCAAAUUUAAAAAAAAAAAAAAGGGAAAGUGGUACUUAGGCUGUUGACCGUGAAUUGCACAUGAAUUGAUUGUUCUAUAUUCUUUUAUCGUGCCACUUUGUCAGUAGACGUGUAUAUUUCCCCAUCGUACAUUAACGUUAACAUUUAACAUUUUAAUGUUCAGAUCUGCUUCUCUUUUUAACGUGUCGACAUAUCGCUUCAGAAUCUGUAUAGAUGUAUUUUUCUGCUUGUGGAAAAUGUGAACUCGCCUUGUGUUUUGACAAUAACCAGAUUUCUUUUCCCCUUCCCUUUCUGGCUAUAAUGCUGAAUCACUGUAAGACAUUGAAAAGGGUUUAUUGGUUAUCUCUUCAGUUGUUCCCAGAGUAUUGGGAGUGUUUAGUUUCCAAAGCUGACCCAUGUUCCCCUUGCUGAUAAAGCUUUCCCAGAAUUUGGCAUAGAACUUUUCAAAAUGGCACUGAUUUCUCUUUACGUUGUUUUAUUGUUUUUUUUUUUUUUUGCAUCGAAUUUUCAGAAGUAAUGGUGUGCCCAUUAACGGUCAUCGUAACAGUCUUUUGAUGUUCUCAGGGAAGCGUAAGUGUGUAUGAGCGUGCGUGUGUGUGUGUGUGUGAGGGCAUGAUACCAGUGUUAUCAGCCUGUGUAAGUGGUGAGGAUGUUUUUCUCUCUGAGGCAGUCAUGCAGCGCAGCAGCUUUGUCUUUACACAUCAGUCAAGACUUCAUCACAUCUUGUGCCAAAAGCAGAGAGAAGAUUAUAUUUAACAGUUAUUCCACAAAAUCAAGUCGUACGUGAGGUGAGCGUAGCACUGAGUCGGCUAUAACCCAUGUGCGGCGAGAUUGAGUGGAAUAACUGUAAUUCGAUCCACAUUCACUGGAUUUUGAGAAACGGAGCAUUUUUAUUUUGAUUUUUUGCAAAUUCGAUAAAUAAAACCUUUAUACAAAACGUCCGACAAAAUAGUUUCCGCUCAGUCGGACUUCUUAAAAGCUGCACGAAUUGACUUUAGUGGGGUUUUUUUUGUUUGUUUGUUUGGGGGUUUUUUUUGUAGAAAGUGCCGUUUCGCUGUCGUGCUGCCGAGGUAAAGAAUAGCUUUAGGCCCUGUCCACAUGGCAACGGAUUCAGGUGAAUCUGAUAAAAUUGUUUAUCGUUUCGGCCUGGCGUCCACACGGCACCGGCGUUUUGGGUGCCCCAAAACAAAAUCUUUUGAGAACGGGUUCCAGAGUGAAAAAAUCUGGCAACGGCGCCGUUGCAAAGUCGUCUGGAUGAGUAGAAUGGAUUUGUUUACGAUGACGUCACAACCACAUGACUGUCAGUGCUUCACGCCGGGUAGAAGUGUAACGAACUCGAUGUGAGUUGUCAACAAAUCCUAUAACUUGGUUCAUGAAACGCGCUUACAAAAUAUUUUCACUGUGAAUAUUUAUUGUGUAAUGGUGCAAAGAGAGAGAGAGAGUGAGAGAGAGAGAGAAUAGCCUUAGGGCAGAGUCUUUAGUCCAAACACUGCGGAAGCAGUACCAAACCGCGCACUGCCCGUGCGCUUUCCAAAAACAAAAACAAUCCCGCCAGCAAAAAUAGGAAAAAAAAAGGCACGAUCUCACCUCUUCAGAUGUUGGUUUAAGUCCGACAAUACAUUCCUCAAAAAGGGCGUAGAAGAACAAAGUAAUCCAUCAACGUGUAGCAUUCAAUUUAUUCCGGACCAUUAAAGAAUUCUGAAGGAUAUCAGAAUGUUGGCAUACCGGCUUCCAUCUACCCCCAUUCAUUCCUCUUUCCGCGUCUUUCGUUUUACGCUACUGAUUAAUAAUCAAAACUUUAUGUGGCUGAUGCUACAGAAGAAGGGGUUUAUGCGCAUGCGUCUACUACUUCUAUUGUUCUGGUGUCUCCGAUGGGACCGUCUUACAGCGCACGUAGAGGUGUGGCAUGCGUAUUGCAUCGUUUUCAGCAAGCGUUGCGUUGCCAUAUGUACCUGAAAUUUUACUGAUCCGUUGCCCAUGUGGACGCGAUAUUUAAAAAAAAAAAAAAAUCUCGUUGCCGUUGUCGUGUGGAUGUAGCCUAAGACGUUUAUUUAUUUCUUCCUUGGACAUUUCAGUUGUGUAAUUUUCAAACUUCUUCUUUGAGCUUUUGAACCAGUUUAAAAAAAAAAUUCAACUGAUUUUAAUGCUUAAACAUAAAGAACGUAAACAAACCGGCAAAACGACAGGAGCAAUUUGUGAAUAAUGUGAUGAUUAAUAAUAAUUCUGGGCGGGAAAAAAAAAAAGAUACGUUCUUACCAUCAAAUACUUUCCUUCUAUAUUUUGUUGCUUUUUUUUGUGGUUUCGUUUUCAAGUCGAGUUUUUAUUUCGUCCUUGGUUGAUUCAGCAACGCGCGCCGCCAUUUUGUUUUUCUCUCCUCGUGGUAUAUGAGCUGAUAUCCUAGUAGUAGAGUAGCCAAUCAGAGCACACGAUUGCUCAUAUCCAGUGAAUGCUGAUAGAAUAAAUGAAUGAAUGAAUGAAUGAAUGAUAUUAGCCUGACUGUUGUAUAUCAGACUCAGAAACAUGUUGAAUCUCCUUGAUAUCGGGUACUGCUCGCAAGCUUUGUUCAUGAAUGUACUUUUAUAUGUAAUUUUUGAGUUAAUAUUGCAAACGAUCACACUGAUUUACACAGCCCAUCAUUUGUUUUUGUUUUUUUCCUGAAUUGAAACCUGUCCUUUUUCACGCUGGAGUCAGGUCCAGGCGGUACGAGUGCGCUGAUUUAUCCAUUCACGUCAUAUCUGCUUUCUGUACUUAGCUAUGAUUCCACUUCUCCUUAAACUUCAGCUGUGUGUUUUGAAAUAUGCGUAACUGUUUUUUCUCUUUCAGCUGUAGACAUGACUGCACAGAUCCACUUGCACAAUUGUAUCAUUCCCAAUGAUCGAGUUUGAGUUUGCGUUCCUGAGUCUGGCACAUAUGCUGCCUUAUUAUUAAAAACAGAUUGAUUUGUACAGUCGAUUGUCACUUUAUUAAAAACGAAGCCCAAACUCUACGAAGAUGACUGCAACUUAGAAUGGUCAGCUGUAUUGUGUUCCACAGACGCACCAGGUUGAGUUCUGAGCCACCAACCCGACGAUAUUUGUCAUCAUCACUCUGUAAGUCUUUGUGGCUAUGUGUGAAUUUUGAAACCCACUGUUUUGUGAAAUCGGAUGUUUACUUCUGCACAGUAAUGACAUCCAGCACAACCAUGUUGUGAUUCGAUUCCGCUUGCCUGUGGAGGGUUUUGCGGACAUGAAUCUUGUGAAGAGGUACCGUCAGAGGUGCCUUAAGAACCACUUAUGCUCAAAUAAACACGUGGAAACUGUUGAAACCGGCUCUUCCUGCUCCGUGUGCUUAAAUUAUUAUUAUUAUUAUUACAUAGUUCCCUGCAAACCUUAUGUAUGCUUUUCAAUGGUAAACUGUGCAAAGCUGCUUCAUCUCAGCAUUUCUAGGCUACGUCCCAAACCAUAUACUACUCCACCAAUCGGCAUGUCCGAAUACUAUUUGCGAUGGUGUACUAUUAUGACAUGCUAUUUAGCAGAGUGGAAGCGUCAGGGCCUUCUAGGCGUUCAGAGAAGGCCCAAACGUAUCAGCAUUUCAAAUGUUAUAUUUAAUUUCUUUCAUUUUUUCAUCAUUUCAUGAUCCUUAUUCUCUUCUAAUUCUAAUACAGCCUCAUUUUCUAUCAAAUGUGCUUCAGAAAUGAAAGGGUUACUGUCCUGAAAACAUUAAAAUCGAGUUAUCCAA
Messenger RNA from Neoarius graeffei (lesser salmon catfish), 10879 nucleotides. RefSeq names its product sortilin-related receptor, L(DLR class) A repeats containing (gene sorl1). Gene Ontology annotation, cellular component: membrane; Golgi apparatus. The transcript is spliced from 48 exons. Gene Ontology annotation, molecular function: protein binding. Gene Ontology annotation, biological process: protein retention in Golgi apparatus; post-Golgi vesicle-mediated transport; protein targeting to lysosome. Lineage: Eukaryota; Metazoa; Chordata; Actinopteri; Siluriformes; Ariidae. The coding region runs from base 24 to 6656 and encodes 2210 amino acids. The record is from RefSeq and is a predicted model, not a curated record.